AUGAUUCCUAAUGGCCGAGAAAAGGAAUCCACCCCAGGGCGCGUCAAAGGAUGCGCGGUGCAGCUGGACGCAGACGAGACAGAAUGUGCCCAGUACGUCCUGGAUCCUGCUGGGCUGCGGGUGGGCUGCCACUUCACGGAACUGGGCCAACCCAAGCGCACGGACAACUACUUUUUCCUGCUGAACGGGACCAGCAGCGAGGCGCCCGUCCAGUUCACAGACUUUGCUCCGCUGGUGGCCUUUAGGAUCGAAAAGUACAACCCGCCAGCCAACGUCACCGUGGGCUACGACAGAUCCAGCCGCAGCCACGUCGUCCGCUGGGACAAUCCCCGGAGGAGGUUCGACCUGGCCAGCAGCACCUUCCAGUACGAGCUGGACGUCCAGAGGACGAGCGGCUUCCCCAGGCGGGACCCCGUCCUCCUCCGGGGUCAACCCGAGAACGUCUACCUGCUGCCCGGUUCCGACUCAAGCGCCGAGAACACCCUGCGCCUGAGGGUCAAGCACCUGCGUGGCGAGAUCUGGAGCGAGUGGAGCCGGACGCUGCGUUUCGGCAACCCAGCAGAGGGACAUGGCAGCGUCCCCAUGACCCUGGUUGUGCCGCUGGUGGGGGCAGCUACCCUGUCCGCUGUGGUCCUGAUGUUCCUGUGCAAAAGGUCCUCGCUGUGGCGGAGGCUGUUCCCUCCCAUCCCCCAGGUGAAAGGGGAGGUGACCGGCGUCUUCCUGUCAAGCCAGGUCACCUGGGUAGAGUCCCGUCCUCCACCAGACUCCCAGGAACCCGAGGAAGUCCUGGUUGUGGAGGAAUCACCAUAAUCCGCCUGUGGACGUGCAGAGAGUUCCAUUUCAACACCACCAUCCUCUUCCGAAGCUGCCCUUCCCCAGGGACUUCACGGGCUUAUGAGCAUCUCCUGCCUUGAUCUCCACCACCUCCAGCCAAGCCUGCCAGCGAAGCUUGUUGGCCAGUGAUGCCCAGAAUGCUGGCUCCGUCACCAGGGAAAAGAUCAACCACGAAGAGGGGCACGUGGUGCCCACCGUGAUCCCGGCAGCUCUGGAGGCUGAGGCAGGAGGACGGCAAGUUGGAGGCCAGCCUCAGCCACUUAGCGAGGCCCUGUCUCAAAAUAAAAUAUUGAAGGGUCUGGGGAGGUGAAGCACUCCUGAGUCCAUCCCUGGUACCAAACAAAUACAAUACAACGG
Messenger RNA from Sciurus carolinensis (gray squirrel), 1191 nucleotides. RefSeq names its product granulocyte-macrophage colony-stimulating factor receptor subunit alpha-like. Gene Ontology annotation, biological process: cytokine-mediated signaling pathway. NCBI's taxonomy places the organism in Eukaryota, Metazoa, Chordata, Mammalia, Rodentia, Sciuridae. The coding region runs from base 1 to 810 and encodes 269 amino acids. The record is from RefSeq and is a predicted model, not a curated record. Gene Ontology annotation, molecular function: cytokine receptor activity; protein binding. The transcript has 8 exons. Gene Ontology annotation, cellular component: external side of plasma membrane.